UCACGACAUUCGCUCCUCGUUCGUUUGCCGUGGCGCAUCACCAGCAAAAACGUUCGCUCGUUUAUUCAUAUACUACAUAUUCGUUUAUUUCAGUUAGUUCGCUUAUUAUUUUCCACUUGCUCUUGAUAUAUAUACAAUAUAAUUUGCUGACGUUUGGAAAUACCGAAUUCGAGAUCUCGUCCGUAGAACUCCAAAUAUAAAUAAAGUGAAAUACAUAAAUGUUUUUUAAGUUUUGGUCGCUUGCAAAAUACUCGCUCGUACAACUACACAUAACAAAUAAUUCACCUUAAAGUGAUGGCUGUAGAAAGAAAUUACAACGCAUAGAUAUCAGAAAAAAUAUAUUAUAUACGCGUAACAGAAAAAAGAAACAUAUCAACAACAAUAAUAACAACAACCAUAACUGAUGUGCGUUUAAAAGUGUUUGCGCGCUCGGCUGUUGAUUUUUUUUUUUUUUUUGGUUGGCUUGAGUGUCGUCGGUAUGUGUAUGGAAAUGGAAAAUGAUACAAAUUGAUUUAAGAAGGCGAAAAGGCAAAAAAGCAAAGUGCAAAGUUUGCGAAAAACAAUAAUAAAGUAAAAUUGAAACAUAAAUAUAAGCACAAAAUGUGUGCAUGAAAUGGAAAUACCAAGUGUCUGUGUCUCUACAUCAGUGGCUAUUGACUCGCCGUUGCACAUCUGAUUGUGUUUUUUUUUUUGGUGUUUUUUAUUUUGCUUUUCUUUUCCGUUUUUAUUGUUGCGGCGAAAUGUUUAAGGUUGACAAAUGGUGUAUAAAAUAGCUUUAGCUCAAAGUGCAAUGUUGAAAAUUCAAUUCCAUUUGUAAAUUGAAAAAUAAAAAGAAAAUCAACAACAGCGACAACGCAACAAUUCGCUGUCAUCCUACGAUAGCAUAACAACAGAAGAAUAUUAAAUAUUCUUAACUCAAUUGCCAUCAACACAAAUACAUUUAAAUAACAAAACAAAACAAAAAAAAAAAUAACAGCAAAAAAUCACAAUAAUAAGAACUAAUAUAUAACCGUGUGCCUAACGAGCUCAGCAGAAGCUCGAGUCAUAGAGAAAACACCACGAUAAGCACAGAAGUGAUAGCAAGUGCAACAGUAGCAACGCUGGGAGCGAACAACAAACUGUCAAUUGUGGACGGGGUGGUGGACAAAGCUCUUGGAUCGAAACCACAAACGUAUAGUUUCACCAUUUGCAGCCGGAAGUUGGCUUUUUGUCCAAACGCCGAACAGCCAGCAGCAGCAAAUCAAUAUGGACGCUACUUCUGUUGAAUCUAUUAUUACAAUGCUGCCACUUGGCAGUGGCACACCAAACAAAACCAACAACAGCAAUAGCAGUAGCAGUAGUAGUAGCAUUAGUAGUGGCUAUGCGAGCGCCACCACCACCCCCACUAAUCCCGCCUCGGCUGGUAGCAGUAGCAGCAACAGCAGCAGCAGCAGUCACAGUCAAUAUUCGGAUUCACAUUCCAGCACACCGGUCGGCUUGGUCGAGCCCACACCAGCAGCUGCCACCAUUGCGACCGUAACGCCUUAUUAUAAUGAAACGUUUCAACAACAACAACUACACCACCACCAUCACCAGCAUCAGCAACAGCAGGCAAAUUUUCAGCAGCAGCAUCAAUCGCAGCAUUAUCCACCGAAGCAGCCGCAUUACCAAGAGCAGCCAACGCGUUCAUAUCAAUUAGGUGACGAACAGUUGGGAUCGCCUGCUCCAACGCAAUAUAACAGCAGCUACGACAGUGCGUACGCUUAUACGGCGGCAGCCGGGGAAAGUUAUCAGCAAGCCAGUGGAGUUGAACGUAAUUUAUUGGAAAUGCGACACACCACGGCGUAUUACACAACACCAGAAAAGCCGAGUAAGCAACACACUCAGCCGAUUUUACAUUCGCACAGUCACACUGCCAGCGGCAACAACAGCAGCAACAGUAGCAGCAACAAUAACAACAAAGCCUAUAAUAGUAACAGUAACGAAUUAAGCCUGAAUAAUUUAAAACGUAUUGGUGAACCACCAACAACAACAAAACCACAAGCGACCGCAACACCUUUCUACGCCCAAGCGCUGCAAGCGAGCGACUCUAACGCGUCUACGGAAGCGUACAAAUACAAAAUGUCCAUAAAAUUGCCAAACCACAGCAUCGAUUACGUUAAUUACAAUCAACAAUCGUUAGAUGCUGGCAACACAGUGAAUUACAGUCAAAAUUUUCCGCAACACCACGCGACAAAAACACUUUCGGAAGUCGCUUACAGCACCACGAGCCCAACAACACAAAUGAAACCCUUCAACACCGCACCAAAUAUACGGGGACCACAGCAGCGUUUGGGUUUACAUUACGGCAGUACGGCGCCACCAGUCGGCGUUACAAUCGGCAGUGCAACAAGCAAUAGUUUAAGUGCCAGUAAUAAUGGCAGCGCCGGCACUUACCUUGACAAAUACGAUAAAUAUCUGUACACCGCAGUGACCACAGCCGCGCAUUCGGCAUAUUACACAUCAACACAACCCGCCAAUAUAUCGGCAAUGCCGUAUAAUGCAGUCGCAUACGCCACAGCGCAACCUGCCACUGCACCAGCAGCCAUACCCGCAACACACCCACCACAGUACGCCGCCGAAAUGCCCAACGAUCCAUACCGUAAGGCAACGGCAUCAUCUUCGUCAUGGCACUGGAGCAUGGAGUAUGCUAAUGGUAAUUGCCGUACACUACCACCACCGCCGCCACCAGCACCAACCCAGGCCGUCAAUGGCAUACCAACCGCCACUAUACCGCCUACGAAUGCCAGUUAUGUACCCACAAAUGCCACAGUUGCCGCCAAUCGUGAUACUAUGUAUUAUACAGCUGAAAAAUACAACAACAAAUAUGAUAAGUACAAUUCUUAUUACAAUAGUCCCCACCACCUACAGCACCACCCACACCCCCACCAUCAGCACCAGCAACAACAGUAUAUGAGUGCAGCGGCGGCGGCGGCGAAUACAUCCGGUCGUGGUGUCUGGCCGAACUCGCCGCACAACUCAGCACACAUGGUACCCGCACUUAGUGAACGUCUGUCACAUCCAUACACACACCAUGCACCACUACCUCCAAGCGGCGUUUCAAGCGCACAUCCCAACCUAGCAUAUCACCACCACCCUUACCCGCCACAAUCUACGCCAGCAGCCGCUGCUCGCCAAAACUGUUGCACACAACCAUUUCAGCAGCAAAACUGUUACUAUACGCGCACGCCACAUCAUCCACACUUUCUGCCCAACACAUACAACCCUCACGUGCAAGCGUCGCCGUAUGGCAGCACGGGUUUAGUAGGCAGCGGCAGCAACAGCAGCAACGUUGGUUUGAAGUAUGGCCUACUCGAAUAUGGUCAUGCCGCCAAAUCCAAGGUCAACACAAACGAUGUUUACGCUACAACGCCGACAUAUGAGGCAAGCAACAUGAAUUAUCACACAUAUCCGGCGGGUGUUGCACACAAUCAGCAAUACUCCAAUGUUGUCACACCUGCCGCUGUGAUGGCACAUCAGCCGCUCAAUCACAACAUAACCACCGGUCAACAUAACGACUUACCGACUGCUUACUAUAAUGAUCUCAACAUGCAGACCUGCUAUGACAACUAUAUGAGUCCGCUGCAGGCGACCCCGCUAGUACAACAACGACGCGAAAGUUUAGUGCAACGCGUUGAUCACCUAACGAAUUUACCUUCCUCUUACGUGCAAAACACAGCCGCAAAAAAUUCCUUAAUCGACUACCGCAAGUCUGCCGUAGCGACCAGUGACGAUUGCAUUAUAGGCGAACCGACCCUAACGAAUUUAGACGAGCACAUGGCCAUCAACAUGAGCCACUACGAGAAUAGUUACCGUCUCGGCGGCGAGUUACGUCCACUAGAUGUAAGCAUGUAUGCUAAGAGCACAUCAACAGUAGAGCCUGCAGAAAAGUCUGGCAUGCCAACAACACCGACAACCAAAACUUACUCGAGCCUACGUGACUUCCUUAGCACAUGGAAUGAAGAUGAAGAGGACUACGGUGGCGGGGACGAGCUGAGUUUUGUGGAAAGCGGGCAACAGGUGGUCGAGCAGACAAUAAGCGCAUUGGAUCACACCAACAAUCGCGUUGAAGUGAAACAAGACAUGCCCUGCUUGCAAGAACUGCCAGAAAUUAAUGCUCCAGCUUCGUAUGUUGUUGGUGAACCCCCUGAAUUGCCUUUAGCUGAAAAUCUAACAAGUUUCCCAGCGCUCAAAAAUGUAGAUACAGCUGCCGCGGUCGGCGGAGAGACAAACCAAUAUGCAAACAUAAACUUGCCUGAUAUUAUAAUCGAUAUUGAAAAAUCCAAUGGCUCACAGGGCGGCAAUACAAAGCCUAAUACGACUGAUGCUACACAAAAAUCCGAUAUUAAACCUGUAAACUAUGACUGCUUCGAUGUGGAGAAAGAACUUGAUGAAUUAGAAACCAAAAAGAUAAAGCGCUCAAAAAUGACUACCGAAACGCCGCCAAUACGCAGUGGCAGUGUUAUAGUGAAGCCCGAAGCUGAAGUUUUGGAAAUUGCUACGGGAACGAUGCACGAAAGACUUAUGCCGAGUGUCAAAGAUGAUUUGCAAAGUUUGAAACCAUUUGAAAGCCUAGACUCAAUAAGCGCAUGUGUCGAACCCUUGGAGAAAAUGGAAGCGGAUUUCAUAUCCACGGAGCACAAGGCAGACAUAACUUCAUCAACCGUCCAAGCUAAAACAGAUCACAUAUUUGAUAGAAACAUGGAAAGCGACAGCACGACCAGUUCGAAUGGUUCUACAUUUGAAAAGGAGUAUGAAACUUUUAUAAAUAAAAUCGGCAAUGAUUUUGAUUACACUGCAGUUGGCGCUGGCAAUAGCGACAGCAGUGUGAAUACGUCUCAAAUAUCUGACAAACUCAGCACUGCUAAGAACGCUAGCACUUUGAAUACAACACCCUUGAAAGAAAGUGCCGUCAGCGAUCUUGAGAUAGCACACAAAAUCAAAAGUUUUUCGAAAUUCUACAAACGCAAACGAAAAGACUCCGAUUCCAAGAAAGAUAACGCUAAAAUUCCUAAGAUCUCGCAAGAACAACAACAACAACAGGUGCUUGUUGAUAAAGAAAGCACCUUUCCCAUUACAAGCAAUAAACAUUUGAAAAGCAUAAAGUUCUCCCGCGCAAAUCGUCUAAAAUCCAUGAGAACACAAAAGCUUAACUCCCGUUCAUACUAUCGACGUACCUUGCGCUCCCUACGCCGUCGGCAUAUAAUUACUGCGCAACGUCUCGAUUUUACCGCAGUGAUUAGUCAAGAUAUUGCACGUGUGGUGGAAAGUAGUUUACCGUUAAUCAAGAGAAAGAGCAUAACACUAUACUCCAGUAGAGAUGAGAAUGAAACGAAGCAAAACUAUAAUCCCCCGACGUUAAAAUCGCUCAGUAUAGAUUUCAUAAACUCGGCACUGUUUCAAGAGCAACUCGUACAAGCUGCAGAAAUCGAUAAACAAUCGGAAGUUAUGAGCGUAUGCAUGACGACGAAUGUAGAGAACAAUUUUGAAAUGACCAAUCAGACACCACUAGAAAAUGAAACCAUGACGGUUGGUAAGAAAAUAAUAUGUCUGGAUGCGUUCGAACCAUCGGACAUAAAUGAUAUUCUUGAUGUUGUGGAAAAUGGUUUAAGUGAACAGUUGCUUGAAACUCAGCAACUUGACGAGGUGGAGAUUGAGAAACAAACGGAAAACCUUUACAGUUUGGAAAAUAAUCUGGAAGUCUGUGUAGACAGUGAUGAACCUAAAACGGAAACUACCCAUCUUGAUACGAUCAAUGUAGAAGACUCCGCACUGCUCGUAAGUGACAACACAGAAAACAAAGUUGCCAAUAAUGAUGCUGUGGAAGAAAUGGCUGAAGUACAAGUGGAGAACAAGUGCAUUCAAGGCUCUAUAUAUUCAGCAGCUAAAAACGACAAUGGAAAUCAAGAAAUUGAAGCUGAAACUGCAAAUGUGGCAAACAUACCAGCAGACUUUGAUGAGAAAUUUGAUAAAUCUAUGGAGAACGUAGAAUCUGCAGUGGAAGACAAAGUAAAAGAAACGAAGCAAAUUGAAGAUGUUAAAAGCCUACCCAAAGAUUUGAUGGCCAGUACAACACAAUCAGAAGUGAUUGAAUGCCCAAUGAGUGAUCUGACAGCUGAAAAUGUUGAGAACUUAGGAAAUAUAACGACAGUAGAAUCAUCAGAAGUAACAGAACAUGAAGAAAAACCUACACAAAAUGGAGACAGUAAUGCAAAUCUAGUUGAAGAACAGACUACCGCAGCUACCAGCAGCAUUAACAGCGUGCUUGAUAAAGAAACAGUUCAAGAAAUUGAAGUUAAACCCGAAGAAACUUAUAAGAAGAGUGAUGAAAUUGAAGAGGAGACUAAUGAAAUUGAAAAGGAGUCUAAAACUUCCAAUGCGCCAUUAGUUUCGGUCGCCGCUGACGAAAAUAAAGCAAUUUUACAGCACAUACAGAUUGGGAGAUCACCUUUGCAGAUGGUUGUAGACAUUGACACGCCACAGCAAGACGAUCCCAAUGAAACAUCCAGCCAACAACUACACUUCAAUAGCGAAUUAGAUUUGUCUGAAAUGGAGAAUAGUCUUGAUAUGUUUGGGGCCAGGAAGAGUGCCGAGUAUUUCACAACAACUUCGAAAAACUAUUUCGAAAAGCCUACCGAUAUUGAUGAGAAUAGCACAGAUAGCAGUUCCUCGAGUAGCACCGAUUCGUCGUCUUCAACAGCUUCUGAAGGUAGAUCAGCUAGUUCUUCAUCAACCAGUUCCAGUUCGUCGUCCGAUGACGAGGAUAGUCGUAGUAGUACAUCAACGGUGCAAAGCGAUUUCAAUGAAAUGAAAGAGUUGGAAAGAGAGCUCUCCCAACAUCAAACAAAUGAAUUUAGUCAUUUAAACAAAGAUGAAUUUGAAGAAAAGACUGUGAUGCAUACCUAUAACGAGCAUGAUGACGGCGUGCAGAAGGUGUGUAUUGUUGGUGCUGAUAAAACGAUAAAAGAAAAUGAUAUUAAAACAUUGAAAAAAAUACUAGAAAGUGAUAGUGAUGGCCUCGAAGAGAUAAGUACGAAUCUUAAGGAAAUUAAAAGCAAUUCUUUGAUGGAGGAAAAUGUCCAUGCCGUGGAAGAGAUAGCAAGUGUUUUGAAACAUAAAAAUGCUAAUGAGGGAAAUGUCACACGCGAAGAUAAGAUCUCAAUGGUAGAUGACGAAAGCGUUGAGUUAAAUGGCGAAUCGAAGUUAUUCGUGGCAGCGCGUGGUUGUGAGGGAGAGGCGGAGGGUGUGCAGACCGAUUACGCUGCGACUAGUGGUGCGGAAGACUGUGUUAAACUGUGCGAUGUUGAGAAUGGAGCAAGUGAGCUUCAAACUGAAGAGAAUCAAAAUGAAGUGAAUCAAAAAGAGGACGAGACCACGUUAAAUUGUGCAGCAACAAGUGCUGCCCUUCAUGCGUAUGAAGUGCCGAGUUUAAAGCAAAUAGUCUUGAUCUAUUUGGAGAGAGAAAAAUGCAAUGAAGAUCAUGAAAUGAUUAACCGAACUGAGGAUGCGUUAAAUAGUAAAAUACCAAAGCUAAGUGACCUUUGUAAAAUUGCCUUAAGUAGUUCCUUUGAAAUUAACACCACCAAUAAUAAUACAAACCAAAAUACGCCAGAACCGCUAGAGCGUGAAUUAAGCGUUGAAGAAGCUUUAGCCGAAAUGUAUCGACAAGCUGGCGUCACAUCCGAUCCCGAAGAUGGUGAUGCCGAUGAGAAAGAAGCUCAACAAGAAGAUGUGGUACUAAUUAAUUUAGAAGAAAUUUUAGUUAACGAUAGUGAUUUAUAUGUUUUACAAUGUGAUAUGAAUGAAAAUGUGCUCAGCGUUGUUGCGCAUGCGCAACCCAUGCCAAUGGAAGAGAGUAUUGAGAAUAUUGAAAGAGAACUAAAUAGUGAAAUACUUGAAGACGCUAUGAUUUUAGAUAAUACACCAAAAGUGUUGCUAAUGACUAACGAAACACUUAACGAAAAUAAUUUUAAUGAAACUUUUAUGAGCCUACAUGAGGAGGAGAAGGGGGAGGAGAAGGAGUUGAGAGUGGAGAGUAGCGGAUUAGAAGCUUUAAAUGCAUACAUUACACCAACACAUACACUAGAUUACGUUGACGACGACUUAAGAAUUACCAACGAUGAUUCGCUUAAUAAUACACAAUACGAUUUUCCCGCUAUACACCAUGAAGAAAUUGUCGCACACGAUUACCGACGCCACAGACGACAGGUAUUAUACAAUAGUUUGCGUGAAAAAUAUGUCUUGAAACGAGUCAAUUUUAGGACCCAACAUGGUAAUCGUGUGCUCAAAAAAUAUAUACACCGUUGGAUAUUGCAAUGCCUGAUAAGCAGAUUUAGAGAACGCGAACUGAGGAAGACCCAAGCACACUGAAGGGUAAAAGUAGUGGAAGAGACAGAGAGAGAUAGAGCGGGAGAGAGAGAGAAGGAGGGAGGGAGGGAGAGCGAAUGCGAGGUGAGGAAUUGGCUGGCGGGUAACAAAAUUGCUUAUGUAAAAUUGGUUUAUGUGCUAAAAGAGACGUACAAAAUGCUAAAUUUUGAUAAAUAUGUAUAUUUUAACAUUAAAGUUUACAUUUAGUAUGUAUGUUUAGCAGUUUUGUAAG
Molecule: messenger RNA, 8617 nt
Organism: Ceratitis capitata (Mediterranean fruit fly)
Lineage: Eukaryota; Metazoa; Arthropoda; Insecta; Diptera; Tephritidae
Exons: 2
Coding region: 1246-8388 (2380 amino acids)
Source: RefSeq, a predicted model, not a curated record